AUCUCACUUACUCUCUCUCAGUCUCACUCUCACUGAGCCUAUAAAUAGAUCAGAACUCAUCAUGAACUUGUCUUCAUCUUUAUGAGCAGAAGGAAACUCUCUUUUCUUCUGUGAUCUCAGUGCAUCAGAUCUUCCAUGGCUUCUCCACUUCUGCAAUUCCUUCAUUAUUUCCUCUUUGUACCUUUUCUUCUUCUCAUGAUCUCUUCUUCUUCAAUAGCCUUCUCCCAUCAAGUUCCCAAGCCUUAUGUUGUUUACAUGGGAAGUUCAGCAUCAAACAGCUUUGGGUCAGAUGCCAAAUUUUCAGAAUCUGCCCAUUUGCAGCUCUUGUCUUCCAUUAUUCCAAGCAAAGAGAGUGAGAGGAUAGUUCUGAUCCACCAUUACAGUCAUGCUUUUAGUGGAUUCUCUGCCAUGCUUACUGAGAGUGAAGCUUCUGCAUUAUCUGAGCACCAUGGGGUAGUGUCAGUGUUUCCAGAUCCAGUUCUUGAGUUGCAUACGACAAGAUCCUGGGAUUUUUUGGAAUCUGAUUUGGGUAUGAUGCCACGUGGCACUGUCCCACAGCAACUACAACACCACUUUUCAAGCGAUGCCAUUAUUGGUGUUAUAGACACUGGGAUAUGGCCAGAAUCUCCAAGUUUAAAUGAUGAGGGUAUUGGGGAAAUCCCUUCUAGAUGGAAAGGCGUUUGCAUGCAGGGUCAUGAUUUCAAGCUAUCCAAUUGCAACAGGAAAUUGAUAGGAGCAAGAUACUAUAAUCUGCAAAUCACUUUAGCUAGCAACAAGACUCAUGGUGGAGUAUCCAAAGGCUCACCAAGAGACUCUGUUGGUCAUGGGACUCACACUGCAUCAACAGCAGCUGGAACUUGGGUAAAAAAUGCUAGUUAUUAUGGUUUAGGAGAAGGAACAGCAAGAGGUGGGUCCCCUUCAACUAGGAUUGCUGCCUACAAGGCCUGCUCAGAAGAAGGUUGCUCAGGUGCCACUAUAUUGAAGGCUAUGGAUGAUGCUGUUAAAGAUGGAGUAGAUAUAAUCUCAAUUUCCAUUGGACUUAGCCCACUGUUUCAAUCAGACUUUCUGAAUGACCCCAUAGCUAUUGGAGCAUUUCAUGCAGAAGAAAUGGGUGUCAUGGUGGUGUGCUCAGCAGGAAAUGAUGGUCCUGAUCCUCUCACAGUUGUUAACACAGCUCCAUGGGUAUUCACAGUGGCAGCUUCUAAUAUUGAUAGGGUCUUCCAAUCAACUGUUGUCCUUGGCGAUGGAAAAACUUUUCAAGGCUCAGGUAUUAACUUCUCAAACCUCACUCGUUCAAAGUUGUAUCCUCUUGUUUUUGGAGGGAAUGUGGCUGCUAGAUUUACCCCUCCAUCAGAAGCAAGGAAUUGCUAUCCUGGAUCAUUGGAUUACAGUAAAAUUGCUGGCAAGAUUGUGAUUUGUGUUGCUGAUGAUGUAGUUGUUUCAAGAAAGAUCAAGAAGCUGGUUGUACAAGAUGCAAGGGCCAUGGGGAUGAUACUGAUUGAUCAGGACAAGAAGGAUGUUCCUUUUGAUGCAGGCGUUUUUCCCUACACAAAUGUUGGUGAUUUUGAAGGGAAUCAGAUUAUAAGUUACGCUAACUCUACCAGGAACCCAACCGCAACAAUUCUUCCAACAGCAGAAGUCGCUAGAAAUAAACCCUCACCAAGUGUUGCUUCUUUCUCAUCUAGAGGUCCUUCAAUCCUUACAGAAAACAUACUCAAGCCAGACAUUAUGGCCCCAGGAAUUGGCAUUCUGGCUGCCAUGAUACCCAUCAACACUGAACCAGGAAGCGUUCCAGCUGGGAAAAAACCAUCCCUGUUUGGCAUAAAAUCUGGUACAUCUAUGGCUUGCCCACAUGUGACUGGUGCUGCAGCAUUCAUCAAAUCAGUACACAAAAGAUGGAGUCCUUCAAUGAUCAAGUCAGCCCUCAUGACUACAGCAACAACCUACAACAACCUGAGGAAGUCUGUGACAAACAGCUCAAAUGACUUUGCCAAUCCACAUGAAAUGGGAGCAGGGGAAAUUAGCCCACUCAAAGCUCUCUAUCCUGGUUUAGUCUUUGAAACAAAUGUGGAAGACUACCUCCAAUUCCUUUGUUAUUAUGGUUAUUCACAGAAAAGGAUAAGAUCAAUGUCUAAGACUAACUUCACUUGCCCAAAGAACUCCAAUAAAGACCUUAUAUCCAACAUAAACUACCCAUCAAUCUCCAUAAAAAAGCUUUGUAGGAACCAGAAAGCUAAAGUAAUCAGAAGAACUGUUACCAAUGUGGGACCCCUUAAUGCCACAUAUACAGCAAAAGUGCAUGCACCAAAGGGAUUAAUUGUCAAGGUGCUUCCCAGUAGACUUGUUUUCUCUGAGAGUGUAAAAAAGCUGUCUUAUGAAGUCUCAUUCUAUGAGAAGGAGGCCCAUGGAGGCUACAAUUUUGGAUCUCUAACCUGGCUUGAUGGUAGGCAUUAUGUUCAUACAGUAUUUGCUGUCAAUGUUCAAUAACUUGGAACUAUUUGUCUAGUGCAGGUUAUGUUCAUGGACAGACAUACACACAAAUACACAUACAGCAUAUUUAUAAAAUUGAUUAAUAUCCAUAAAAUGUAUUGAUUCUUUUGUUUUUCAAGCUAUUCUCUAAGAAUCAGAACCAUAUUCUUUUGUUAUGUUCAAGGCUCCUCAGUAGUUUUGAAGAGAGUUGAGUGUCCUAUGUAAUAGGAUAAAAUUGUGUCCGUGGUUUCUCUAUAUGUAUGGCAUUUUUAAGUGAUCUGUUUUGAGUUUGUAAUUGUCUUCUGUUUAAGAA
Neltuma alba is the source of this 2782-nucleotide messenger RNA. Its product is annotated as CO(2)-response secreted protease-like. Gene Ontology annotation, biological process: proteolysis. Gene Ontology annotation, molecular function: serine-type endopeptidase activity. The record is from RefSeq and is a predicted model, not a curated record. The transcript has 11 exons. Bases 136 to 2487 code for a protein of 783 amino acids. NCBI's taxonomy places the organism in Eukaryota, Viridiplantae, Streptophyta, Magnoliopsida, Fabales, Fabaceae.